Messenger RNA from Suncus etruscus (white-toothed pygmy shrew), 1872 nucleotides. RefSeq names its product phosphatidylinositol specific phospholipase C X domain containing 3 (gene PLCXD3). Lineage: Eukaryota; Metazoa; Chordata; Mammalia; Eulipotyphla; Soricidae. Gene Ontology annotation, cellular component: synapse. The transcript is spliced from 3 exons. The record is from RefSeq and is a predicted model, not a curated record. Gene Ontology annotation, molecular function: phosphoric diester hydrolase activity. Bases 235 to 1200 code for a protein of 321 amino acids. Gene Ontology annotation, biological process: lipid metabolic process.
GCGGACGUCAGGAACAAAAGCUCCAGCAGAGUCUGGCAAGAGGCACUCGGGGGAGCAAUGGGGUGUUUUGAAUAAUUAUUAAAAUUAGCAUGUGUCUGCGCCAUCCUGUGGGUGUGGCGCCGCGCGGCGUGUAAACUCGCCGGCGGGAGCACACAUUGGAUUAGCGGCAGCAAGCCUGCCAGCUUGCCCGAGGAGAGGGGGGACCAGCGCGCGGCACGCCGAGCGAGCGGUACCAUGGCCUCAUCGCAGGGCAAGAACGAGCUGAAACUCGCCGACUGGAUGGCCACGUUGCCGGAGAGCAUCCAUAGCAUCCCUCUGACCAAUUUGGCCAUCCCAGGAUCUCAUGAUUCCUUCAGCUUCUACAUUGAUGAAGCUUCUCCAGUAGGACCUGAACAGCCAGAGACUGUCCAGAAUUUUGUUUCUGUGUUUGGCACCGUGGCCAAAAAGCUGAUGAGGAAAUGGCUAGCCACUCAGACGAUGAACUUUACUGGUCAACUAGGAGCUGGCAUCCGUUAUUUUGAUCUUCGAAUUUCUACCAAGCCCAGAGACCCCGACAAUGAGCUUUACUUUGCUCAUGGUUUGUUCAGUGCCAAAGUCAAUGAAGGCCUUGAAGAGAUCAAUGCAUUUCUCUCAGAUCACCGCAAGGAGGUUGUCUUCUUGGACUUCAACCAUUUCUAUGGGAUGCAGAAAUACCACCAUGAAAAACUGGUCCAAAUGCUGAAAGACAUCUACGGAAAUAAAAUGUGCCCAGCAAUUUUUGCCCAGGAAGUUAGUCUACAGUACCUAUGGGAGAAGGAGUAUCAAGUGUUGGUCUUCUACCAUAGUCCAGUGGCUCUGGAAGUGCCCUUUCUCUGGCCUGGGCAGAUGAUGCCAGCACCCUGGGCCAACACUACAGACCCAGAAAAACUGAUCCAGUUUCUUCAAGCAUCUAUCACAGAGAGAAGAAAGAAGGGCUCGUUUUUUAUAUCUCAGGUGGUGCUGACCCCUAAAGCUAGCACAGUUGUCAAGGGGGUGGCCAGUGGCCUCAGAGAAACGAUCACAGAAAGAGCUCUUCCAGCUAUGAUGCAGUGGGUCCGCACACAGAAACCAGGAGAGAGUGGCAUCAAUAUUGUCACUGCUGAUUUUGUAGAACUUGGUGAUUUCAUCAGCACUGUCAUAAAGCUCAACUACAUCUUUGAUGAAGGAGAAGCCAAUACUUGAUAGUAUCACUUGGAGUGUCCAUGAAUAAGAUAGAGCAGACUCAUUGUUUAGGCAUAUUAUAUAUAAGCAUUCUGAUCUUCCUAUUCUGAGUCUCAGAGGGGAUUAGGGCUGAGAGUGGGUGGGUAAAGGGGAAAAUCCAUGAGUUCAGUGAUUAUUAUGGUAUUCUGCAUUACUAUAAAUAUUUCAUUUCCCGUUUAAUGAGCAAAAUCUACUGCUAGUGUUAGGGAUUAAAAAGACCAGUGAACUUUUGUUUUUCAAAAUUAGUCUUUGUAAUGUAAUAAUCAUGAGUGUUUGCUUGAUUGCAUUUCUGGUUUCAACCUAGGGUACCACCACUGUGUGUAUCUUCUGAAUCUUUCUGCUCCUGCUCUUGCUUGCUCUUCUUAGCCAGAUGCUAUAUGGGAAUCAAAAACAGUCGAAUACCCAAUAUAUCAUGUGUUACAUCGUUGUACUGAAAUUUGUUCUGUGGGACUUGGUAUACUAUUCUCUAGUCAUUGUCAAUUGGAAAAUCAGUGCUAACUUUUGGUCAUUGAAAAUAUGCAUUAAAUCAGUUCCCUGCAUCAGUGCUAUUGGAGGCCAUAUUCAGUGAUUUUAGUGUUUUCUGAAAAUAAGUGUUUCACAGUAUUUAUAUGCAAGGCAGCUAUAAAUAAAGAGUAAAAACAUUUUUGGAAUAAC